Molecule: messenger RNA, 3834 nt
Organism: Symsagittifera roscoffensis
Lineage: Eukaryota; Metazoa; Xenacoelomorpha; Acoela; Convolutidae
Product: superkiller complex protein 2-like
Exons: 6
Coding region: 225-3728 (1167 amino acids)
Biological process (GO): nuclear-transcribed mRNA catabolic process, 3'-5' exonucleolytic nonsense-mediated decay
Cellular component (GO): Ski complex
Molecular function (GO): ATP binding; nucleic acid binding; RNA helicase activity
Source: RefSeq, a predicted model, not a curated record
CUCUUUUUCGGCUCUGUGAUUUUGUCAGAUCUAGUUUGUUGGAGUUUCGGCUUGGUGGCUUUUCUGUCCUCUGGUUUAACAUGCUUUGUUUGUUUUUUAUCGCUAGUGGCGUGAAGCAACGCUUCGCCUCGAAAAUGUGAACUUGAUCAAUAGUUCCAUCGUGGAAUGCUUAUGUUUUCUCGCAGUUACAAGAUGUGUCGUAUUUCAGACAUCAGUUAUAAGUCAUGAGUGCAAUAAAUGAAGGAGAACAUUUUUUGCUAAACCAUCCAAUUCCUAAUUUUUUGGGAGAAUUUGAUCAAUCCGCCUCGGUUGGUAACCAGAGUUUCAGUGAAUCAUUUGACUUGCCUAAUGUAUCGCCGAUUGACAUUGACGAAGCGUUAAAGAAAGAAAUCAAUCAGACAGUGAAACCAUCAGAUUUAUUUAAGUACGAUUUUUUGUUUGAUAGAAAAGCUGGCGUGGCAAAAUCAGCAAAUGUAAAAUUCAGGGAUUCAAAGCCCGAAACUGAUUACUCAUCGAAGCUCAGUAAUCCAAACAAUCUGCUCAAGAAAUUAGCCAUACUAAGUCUAGAAGAGAGUUUUGAAACGUUCGCACCCAAAGUUACCGAUUUGUCUUUGCCGGACAAUUUAUCCGACUUUGUUCUUAACGAAUUUCCUCUUGAUGUAUCACCUGAGGUUUCAAAUUAUCAAAAAGUUUCGAAAUUGGAAGUUAUUAAUAUCGCUAGCAAUACAAAGGUUGCCAGCUCGACAACAGUUCCCAUAUUGAACAACGCUAAAAGAGAAGGUUUUCAGUUUGCCAAGCUUUUGAAAGCGAACGAGCAAUAUGAACCCAAGGAGAAAGUCAUUGACUACCCUUUUGAGCUAGACUUCUUCCAAAAGGCUGCCAUCGUCUGUUUGGAAAACAGGGAGCAUGUAUUUGUGGCUGCGCAUACUUCUGCUGGAAAAACCGUUGUUGCUGAAUGGUCUAUUAUGUUGGCGAUGAACAACCACAGGAAGGCCAUUUAUACCUCUCCAAUUAAAGCACUCUCAAAUCAGAAGUUUCGCGAUUUCAAACAAAAGUAUGUGGGACACAGUGCGUAUCCGAACUUCAGUGUUGGAAUCUUGACGGGCGAUGUUCAAAUUGACGCCGAUUCAUCGUGUCUAAUUAUGACUACAGAAAUUCUGCGCUCAAUGCUGUACCUGAACUCGAGCAUAAUAUCAGAAGUUGAUUUUGUGGUAUUCGACGAAGUUCAUUAUAUAAGCGACGAGGAACGAGGCGUCGUUUGGGAAGAAACAUUGAUCAUGUUACCGCCAUCGGUCACUAUUGUUAUGCUUAGCGCCACUGUCGGAAACGCUAUGCAGUUUGCUAACUGGCUCGGAGGCAUCAAGAAGCGAAUGGUUAAUGUUGUUUUUACAGCCGAACGACCAGUUCCUUUGACCCAUCAUUUAUACACAGGGUUCAAGGUCAAAGGAAAGAAGGAACCAGAAAUGCUUUCAUUUUUGACCGCGGAUAAAACAGUUAACGAGACAGUUGUAAGAACUGCGGAAAUGACGAUGAAAGAAAACAGAGAUAGCGGUGUAUCGAAGCAUGAAAAACUGUUCAAGUUGCUGUCGAAACUGAAACGGGAAUGUUUGAUGCCAGUGAUUGUGUUCGUCUUUUCCAAGAAACAGAUAGAGGAGUUGGCAACUAGAAUGAAGGGAGACUUCACGGCUGACAAGCAUGAGAAGUGGCACAUUGAGUGUUUUAUCAGAAGGAAGUUGGAGACUGUGAAAGCGGACUAUGUGCAGCAUAGUGCUCAAGUAGAGCAGCUGAAGGCUCUUCUUACUCGAGGAAUAGGCGUGCAUCACAGUGGUAUUUUGCCAAUUAUGAAGGAGAUUGUGGAGUUGCUGUUUGCCAAUGGCUUCGUAAAAGUCCUCUUUGCCACUGAGACGUUUUCCAUGGGAGUGAAUAUGCCUGCCAAGUCUGUGGUGUUCACAGCUGUGAACAAAUUCGGAAACAUCGACAACACCACCAAACUCGGAAGAAGACUUUUGAAGCCAGAGGAAUACAUCCAGAUGGCUGGUCGAGCUGGUAGACGAGGUCUGGACUCGACAGGAACUGUCAUCAUCUUCUGUGACAGAUCUGUUCCCCACAGCCAAGACCUCAGAUCUCUCACCACAACAAAACUGGCAUCUCUGAGAAGCCACUUUCAGGUUACCUAUUCAAUGAUUCUGAAGAUAUUUAGAUCAGAGAGUCAACUGAACAUCGAAGACAUGAUGGGAAGGUCUUUCUCGGAGAUUUGGAGGAUAUUUCACCAUGAGAAAUCAGUCACGCAAGCUGCUUCGCUUGAAGAAGAUUUAGACCAAGGUGACGGAUCCAACAGAUACGAUUGCGAACAGUGCUCGGACGUAACGUUACAGAAGUUUGUAAUGAGUUCGAAUGAUUAUUACGAAACUUUGAGAGAAAUAUACGGUACAUUCAAAUCACGAGUGGUUAGCGAAUUUGUGCAGGUUGGUAGACUUGUAGUGCUCAGCUGGCCUGGUUUUGAAAAUAUGCUUGGAGUUGUGGUUCAAGUCUUUAGAGAUACAUCAAUGAUGGUUCUAACGUCACUCGAUAAUGUCAAUAGUGAGUCGGAGUUCAUCACAGCGCCUCCUGUGGGGAUAGUUUUUUCCAAUUUUCCUCUUUUUGGCGAACCUCCAAAUCUAAGCUGCAAAGUUUUGGCACCCUGCCUUGUUACAUGCAAUACGCAACAUGUGCUCUACUUUUGUCGGGAGAAAUUACACAUCGAACAAUCGGAGGCGAAAGAUAUCGUGAAAAAUUUUGAGCAGCGAGCCAGAUACAACAAAAUACCUUUUCCGUUUGCGAGAGUUGUUUACAAAAUUUUGGAAAGCUUGUCAACCGCUUUGAAAAGUUUUCUUCCGAAGGCGGUGAAUAGCGUAGAUGCAAGAAGUCUUUUCCCGCUGAAGACUAAAUCAUUACGAGUUCACGAUUUGGAAACGAAUUUUGAAGCUGUUUGCAACUGUUUGAACGGAUACUAUAAUGACUGCACUAAAUUCUACGAGCAUGCAAACUUCUACAAACUACGGAUGUCUAAACAGAAUGAAUUGAAAAAGUUGAAGGCGAAUUUGAGCCAUGAAUCUUUACAGAGCUAUCAGGACUACCAAGACAGAAGAGACAUUUUGAAACGAUCUCAGUAUUUAAACGAUAGCGAUAAACUAACAUUAAAAGGAAAAGUGGCGUGUCAAAUUUCGAUUCAGGAAAUUCCGAUCACUGAGUGUUUGUUUGCAAAUGUUUUUCACGAAAUGAGCCCACCCGAAAUUGCAGGUUUUUUGUCAGUUUUUGUGUUUCAAGGUCCACCGAGUGAAGAACCCGAUAUUGAUAAAUUUGUCGAGAAUAUUCGAAUAAGAAAUGUGAUCAUAGAAUUCUUCAGACUGAAAGAAAAGUUAAUGCUUGAAGCUCAAAUUGUAGAUUUUGGCCUGGUGGGUUAUGCUGAAAUAUGCGUCAAUUUAGCGGAUACAGUUUACCUUUUCUCGAGCAAAGCGAGUUAUACAGAAAUUAUUCACAGUGUCUCAAAGUUAGAAGAGCUGGGAGCAAAACCGGUGCUAGAAGGUGAUAUUGUGCGGUGUCUGCAGCGUGUUGAAUAUCUAGUUCGUGAACUACGAGCGGCUGCUUUUCUGAUCGGAGAUCCAAGUUUAGUUGAAAAAUUUGGCGAAGUGCACACUACAUUUAAAAAUGAAUUAGUGUUUGUAAAUAGUUUGUACCUGCAAAGUUAAUUGAACUAUUGGCAUUGAAUUAGUCAAUUGGUCAAAAAAUGUUUGGCGAAUAAAGCCUUAAUAAAUUGUGAUUUAAAUUAAUUUUUGAAGACCAGCUCAAAUUAUU